AAUCAAACAGAGAAACAAAUCGAUCUAAAUUGAACCGCGAUUACGAAUUUCAUCUUUUUCCUCAGCCCAAACCAAAAUCUGACGGACGUCCUGUUCUUUAACACCGAUGAGAUCAAUCUAUCCUAUCAGCUUUUACGCUCGUUCAACGGUUCUUCAAUCUUACAUAGUGGUAGCGUCAACGCUCCAACGACGACGUUUUAUGCCACCAGCAAGACAACGAACAAUAACUUCCCAAAAGAAAAAAGAAAAAGAAAAUCAAACUCCCAAAAUCAAAUUCCCAACAAACGAACGCACCCUCUCUCCUUCUUCUCAAUUCCUCGUUCAUUUCUCCUCCUUGAUUCCUCCUUCUCUCAUAGUCAUAUCCCUUCUCCCAAACAAAUAAACAAAAUUUUGUUUCAAGAAAAAAAAAAACAAAUAUGUCAAAUUCGCACAGCGAUACGAUACCUCUUCACGCGUCGUCCCAAUCGGACAUCGACGAGAUCGAGAAUCUAAUCCACGCCAGCGUCCAAUCUGGCCCAGCCACAGUCCACCCGGCCCGCCCUCCAAGCCCACCUCGGGCCUCCAUUCCUGUCUCCUCUUCCCCCUUCAUCCAAUCUAACAUUCCUCCUCCGUCUUCACUCUCCUCAUCAUCCUCCAAUCAGAAGGUGCCGUCUGUCCCUGCCGCCCCUCCUCCUCCUCCACCCGUCGGUAACUCUAGCAGCAUCGUGGCCACUGGGUUCGGUCCCCCGCCCAACACCCUAACGGAGCCCGUUUGGGACACGGUGAAAAGAGAUCUUUCCCGGAUCGUAAGUAACUUGAAGCUGGUGGUGUUCCCGAAUCCCUACAGAGAAGAUCCAGGAAAGGCGUUGAGAGAUUGGGAUCUUUGGGGUCCUUUCUUCUUCAUUGUCUUCUUGGGACUCACCCUUUCUUGGUCCGCCUCCGUUAAAAAGUCUGAGGUAUUUGCUGUUGCAUUCGCACUGCUUGCAGCUGGUGCUGUAAUCUUGACGUUGAAUGUACUACUACUGGGUGGGCAUAUAAUAUUUUUCCAGAGUCUGAGUCUUCUAGGUUAUUGUUUGUUCCCUCUGGAUAUCGGAGCCCUAAUCUGUAUGUUGAAGGACAAUGUGAUAGUCAAAGUGAUAGUGGUCUGUGUGACAUUGGCUUGGAGCUCAUGGGCUGCCUAUCCUUUCAUGAGUUCAGCUGUCAAUCCUAGGAGAAAAGCACUUGCACUCUACCCCGUUUUUCUUAUGUAUGUAUCCGUUGGUUUUCUCAUCAUUGCCAUUGAUUGAUGUUCCUUCCCUUUAGGUGUUCCAAAAGAAAUAUCAAAACUUUUAUGGUGGAGUUACAUAGGAAUGUCUGUAUUUUUUUUUUUUUUGACCUGACACAAUCUUUGAAGGCUAAUUCGCCAAAUAUGAUAUACUAGCUGUAUCAAAUCGUUUUGUGUUCUACUUCUUGCUUUCUUUAUUUCUCUUGUUAGUGAUGAUUUAAGGGCUCAGGCUGCAAUGGGGCGUAUUAGCUAUUGAGCUUUCUUUUUUUUUUUUUUUUCUCUAUUAAUUUUUAUUUGUGGAAGGGGAUUUGAACCAUUUUGUAAUCUCAUUUUUGUGUUGUUUUGUUUUGGAUUUGUCCCUUCACCUGUGCCAUGAGAUGCAUAUCAAAGUACUGGAUGCGCUAAAAUGGCUCAAAAAAAAAAAAAAAAAAAAGAAAGUUGUGAUCCGUUGUCUUUCAUCCUAAAACUUGAUUUCUGUUGAAAUGGUAACACGACACAUCAUGUCUUAGGGAAGGGUAUUUCCUAUGGGUUAAUUAAUUAACUUGUUUUCCUUUGGAUUAUAAUGAAAUUAUCAACGAACCAACCUUCUAAUAUAUGUCGAUUCUUACAAAGGGAUUUGGGCUGUUGAAGGGUGUUUUUGUCUUUUACUUGAAA
Messenger RNA from Durio zibethinus, 1897 nucleotides. Its product is annotated as protein YIP4b-like. Gene Ontology annotation, biological process: endoplasmic reticulum to Golgi vesicle-mediated transport. The record is from RefSeq and is a predicted model, not a curated record. Gene Ontology annotation, cellular component: trans-Golgi network; membrane. NCBI's taxonomy places the organism in Eukaryota, Viridiplantae, Streptophyta, Magnoliopsida, Malvales, Malvaceae.